AUGGUUGUCUUCAGCAAAGUCACCGCUGCCCUCGCUCUCUCAGCCAUUGCAUCGGCCGCGGCCGUGCCAGUGCAGAGCCCUCGAAAGGGCUUCACUGUCAACCAGGUGACCCGGACGGCGACUCGCACCAAGGAUGUCAACUUGCCUGGAGUCUACGCCAAUGCUCUGUCCAAGUACGGUGCUACUGUUCCGGCUAAUGUUCAGGCCGCUGCCGUCAGCGGCUCUGCCAUUACCACUCCCGAGGAUGGGGACAUUGAGUACCUGACUCCGGUCACCAUUGGUGGCACUACCUUGAACUUGGAUAUUGAUACUGGAUCUGCUGAUCUUUGGGUUUUCUCCGACGAGCUCCCUACUUCGCAGCAGAGGGGUCACGCCAUUUACAAGACUGGCAGCUCCGGCACCAAGAUUUCCGGCGCCAGAUGGUCAAUCUCCUACGGCGACGGUAGCGGGGCUAGCGGUGAUGUGUACAAAGACACUGUCACCGUUGGUGGAGUCAAGGCCACCAACCAGGCUGUUGAGGCUGCUAAGCAGAUUAGCACUCAGUUCGUGCAGGACCAGAACAACGACGGUCUGCUUGGUCUUGCCUUCAGCUCGAUCAACACUGUCAGCCCUAGUCCCCAGACCACCUUCUUCGACACUGUCAAGUCCCAGCUGGACGAGCCCUUGUUCGCUGUGACCCUCAAGCACAAUGCUCCCGGUACUUACGACUUCGGCUUCAUUGAUAAGUCCAAGUACACCGGCAGCCUGGUCUACACCGAUGUCGACAGCUCCCAGGGCUUCUGGUCGUUCACGGCCGAUAGCUACAAGAUUGGCACCAGCACCAAGAGGUCAUCCGUCACUGGUAUUGCUGACACCGGUACCACCCUGCUUCUGCUCGACGACUCCAUUGUUGCUGCCUACUACAAGCAAGUCUCCGGCUCCCGAAACAACCUCUCUGUCGGUGGCUACACCUUCCCUUGCUCCGCCACUCUGCCUGACUUUACUGUCACUAUUGGCGGCCACGACGCCGUGGUUCCCGGUAAGCUGAUCAACUACGCUGCCGUGUCGACUGGUAGCUCCACCUGCUAUGGUGGUAUCCAGAGCAACUCUGGCAUUGGCUUCUCCAUCUUCGGUGACAUCUUCCUCAAGAGCCAGUACGUCGUCUUCGACUCCCAGGGCCCCCGCCUCGGCUUCGCUGCCCAGGCAUAA
This is a messenger RNA of Penicillium olsonii, 1188 nucleotides long. Lineage: Eukaryota; Fungi; Ascomycota; Eurotiomycetes; Eurotiales; Aspergillaceae. The record is from the annotation of a GenBank genome assembly.